Molecule: messenger RNA, 1427 nt
Organism: Gamsiella multidivaricata
Lineage: Eukaryota; Fungi; Mortierellomycota; Mortierellomycetes; Mortierellales; Mortierellaceae
Exons: 1
Coding region: 104-1300 (398 amino acids)
Source: RefSeq, a predicted model, not a curated record
CCACGCUGUUGCUUCCGCCACCGCCACUGCCGCCGUUAUCACCUUUGCUGUCCGCAAUUCAUUGCCGUAGCGUGUGAAGCUCCUCCUCUGGAAACCCCAAUUGAUGCCGCCAACGGAAUUUAUCAUGCAGUCCAUCUCCGCACCCAUCCCAGUCCCAGGAACCCAACAACUGCCAACCAUGCCCGCCAUUCCACCUGAUGGUGAUGUUGCGGCUAUUCCAUAUGCUGGCGGCAACACAAACUUAGCCGCGACAGGCCUCUUGCACAUCUCUUUAACGGACCAGAAGCCAUCAUGGAGCAUCAGCAGCGGAGAUAUUUCUCGGCCCAACAGCUCUGCCAGUAACCAUCACCUCCACAACCAGCCUCGCCAUAACAACAAUUACAACUCGAACAGUGGCCUGCGCAAAUUUCCGAGCAUUGGCAGCAACAAAAAAUUGACUAUUGAAAACACGAUGCUUAAGGCCAAGGUCAUCGAGUUGGAACGAUACGUGAAAGGGCUCAAGGAGGAGCUAAUCCUAGCCCGCCGCCAAAUCCAUGCGCAAAGGGCUGAAUUCAAAGCUGCAGAGGAGCACAAGACAGAAGAGAUCGAAGAACUGAACGAUCAUAUCCAGAAAUGCGAAUACGAACUGGGUCUCAAGAUUUUGGAGUGCGAGGAUCUGCUGCAAAGUCUGGGAGGGGGUCAUAGGGCUAUGGGACAGGGGACAAAUAAUACGAAUGCAGAGGGCGGGUACGGUCGAGUCGAGGUGCUUCUGAACGAGAAUGCGCGCAAAGAUGCUCAGAUUCAUGCGCUACUCGAGAAAGUUGACUGUCUAGGCACUGCGAUCCUUAAACUUGAACGUGAGAAGGCCUAUCUGGAGAGGCCACCUACCCCACCCGUCGACACAGCCCCCACCGCCCCUGCACACAAGAGCGCCAGUUCAUCAGCGGACGCUGCGUCCUCUUCGACAUUGAAAGAUCUAGUGCCUAUCACGGCGGCAGUGAUUAUUGCUGCGACAACCCCGAAUUCGCCCACUCACAACCCUACCUCUCACCUUCGAGAUCUAUCCGAUUCUGACUCCGACAACAGCAUCGCUACGAGCGAUAGCACUGCACCCAGUGCAGUCCAAAGCGACCAAGGUGCUGUCAACAGCGUUGGCUAUAACCUGGCGGUGGAGCAUCCGAAGUUGCUGUCCAAGUUCCAGGCUCUGAGGAUUCAGCAUGCUCAAGUAUCCGAGUACCUGGAUACACUGGAGAGUGAAAACUGGGAACUCAGGGUCCAGCUGUUGGGGGUCAACAAUGGGUUUGGAACAACAGCGCUUUAAAAAUAUUCACCGCCGUGUCGGCACAAAUCCUUUCCUCUUCAUUCACAAACACUCUUAGCCUUGUGCUGCGCCCAUGUGGGGGUAUUCAAAUAAAAUAAAUGCAUUUGCUCUCAAGCUUAUAACCACG